CCUAAGGCAUUUUAGCAACAAUCCCUUAACCAGUAUUUCCCUCGCAAGUUUUCAACUGGCCAGCCUCGACCUGUGUUGGGAUUCGGCACAUAAUUAUUUCAGCCACCCGAUAUCGAUGGCCGGAUUCAAAAUACCGGAAAUCGUAUCGAAAAUAUCGACAACUCUUUUACUAAAUAGGAGUUCUCACACGCAAGCAUUAAAACCGCGACAACGAUGUUAAAUACAGGUAGGCAGGUAGGCAGGCAUCUCUCGAGUUUUGCCAUGGCCUUCUCAAUGCCGUCCAAGGAGCUGCUCCCCCCUGAGAUCGACUUCUUCCUGGUCUUGCCGUCUGAUUUCGACAAGCGUUGGGGUGUAUACGCCCUCGUCCUGACCAAGGAUAGUUUCGAUCCCUUCGUUUACAUCGGCUCAUCUCGCAUGCGAAACUAUGAUACACUCAUUGGUAUUUCCUACCCUGUUGCUGACGAUCUCGCCUGCGGCUUCAAGACUGCUCACAAGGGCCUGCUCGUCCGGCGUCCGAUGUUCUCGCUACAUCGACUCCCCAGGACGACUCUGGUCCUCAUCGUCAUUAAUACCAUCUGCUCCUUCUGGUUCUGA
Messenger RNA from Pyricularia grisea, 594 nucleotides. RefSeq lists its product as uncharacterized. Bases 214 to 594 code for a protein of 126 amino acids. NCBI's taxonomy places the organism in Eukaryota, Fungi, Ascomycota, Sordariomycetes, Magnaporthales, Pyriculariaceae. The transcript is spliced from 3 exons. The record is from RefSeq and is a predicted model, not a curated record.